This is a messenger RNA of Haemonchus placei, 1815 nucleotides long. The record is from the annotation of a GenBank genome assembly. NCBI's taxonomy places the organism in Eukaryota, Metazoa, Nematoda, Chromadorea, Rhabditida, Trichostrongylidae.
AUGACUGUGGUUGGGGGACGUCUGCGCGAUUCACGCGAAUCAUCCGGCUUUGAUGAUUCCCAUGAUCUCCUCGAUGAGGCCCUUCCGCAGGCGAUGACCGCUCCGGUAUCCCCUUCAGUGCCGCUUAGCGCGAGCAGCAGUCAUUCUGAUGGAUGGAAGUACUCGUCGCAAAAGUUGUUGUGGAAAUUAAAGCCUAGGUACAUCAACUUUAGCCAUGCCUCCAGUACAUCGUCAUCGACUGAUUCUGCCUGGAGGUCGCUGGAUAGCGUCACAUGGCGAUCAUUGGACGGGGUCGAAGUAGUGCUCAGAGGGGCUCGCCUGGAGUCUCUGAGUGAGAUCGAACGAGGUGCCUUACGACUUGUCGCUCUACAACGACUUGCAGUUCUUUUACCGGGAGUCAAUCUUCUGAAACCGAGAGAUCCCUUAACUGCUAUUCGUCAGAAGCGCCAGAAACUACUCAAACCAAAUAAGUCACAGAAUGCGUUUGAUGGAAGUCGUCGCCCUAGCGGACACAGCAUGGAUACCGGUGAAAAGAGGCUUUUUGGUGUGUCUCUGUCCGCGCACUGCCGACUGCCCCAGAGAGCAAAAACUGUGAGGUCUGAACCUGAAAUCACUCUGAGUGAUCGAAAAUGGCUGUUUCCAUCAACACAGAAUCUCUAUCCGGAUUCGACGUAUUCUCUACCAUACUCACAUUCGGGAUCAGCUCCACCGACAUGCUCGCUACCGGGCCGAUUUGUGAAGAAGCAACGUCCAUCAUCUGCCUCGUUCUCAUACUCUAUGGAAGCACCGUCAAUAGAUGAGGUCGAACCACAUUCCCUGCAAGUUCCACGUAUAGUUGAAAAUUGCACUCAGUACCUUAUGGCCUAUGGACUGAACGCUGUCGGCCUAUUCAGGAUCGCCGGGAACGCGAAGCGAUGCCGUCUUCUCAGGACGGCUCUUGAGAAGGCUGGUGGUUCCAUGGCAAUCAGCAAUGAUGUCGUUGAGAACACCACUGCGCACGAUGUAGCCACCCUACUGAAGGAGUACUUCCGUGACUUGCCGCAGUCUCUUCUGCCUCGGGAGCACUAUCAGGCUUACAUUGCCGCCUCCAGAAUCCCGCUGGAAGAACGCAUUGAUGUCCUUCGACUGCUCGUCUCACUGCUAGCACCUCCUAACAUCGACACUCUCUACGUGCUUCUCAAGUUUCUGCAUGAAGUGUCGCUGCAUUGUCACGAUCAAGUGCAUCAUACGGGUGUGGAGAUGCAAGGGAACCGUAUGGAUGCACGAAAUUUAGCGACAAUUUUCGCUCCCUCCAUAUUACGGCCGGAUCAUGGCAAACUUCAUGCGACACUUGCCGAGAACGAACAGCAGAUUGCCAUAGUAGAAACGAUGAUUGCGCAUGUCGAAGAAGUGUUCAGGAUACCGAAAGAACUACAAUGUAAUAUGUAUAACAAGUUGCGUGACACGGAUCCUGAUCGUCUGGAUCGAUUCCUGAACCACAUUUCCAAAACUGAAAGUCGCGACCAUCAAUCGACAUCACCAUUUCCCGCAACCGCUGAAGAGGCUCAACGAGAAUGUUCAUCUCCAGGAGGCCAUUCCAAUGAGAAAGAUUCGCUCUCAGCAAAAGUUUGUUCUCAGCGAAGCGGAUCAUGGCCCUUCUCAUUGGGUAAGGACUCUCGACAGCAGCAUUUUUUCCCACCCGACUCUGCUUGCCCAUCUACGAGCUCAUGCCCUUCCGAUGAAAACGAAUCCAGGGAGGCUCCUAGUACAACUAGUCACGGUAAUGAGCCUAUCAGCAAAGAUCUCGCUACAACAGCUCCAGGUGAACUCGAAUGA